AUGGAGGGCCACGAGUACAGCAAAUACUAUGGUCACGUCUACGAUGUCAAUCACGAAGUGGUUGGAGAAUUGGAUUCUAAGGCUUUUGAACAGUUCGAGAGAGGUCUGCCCAAGCGUCCAGGUUACAAUACCACAGGAAAGCAGAUUGCCGUCCGUGUGAACCAAUACAAGGUGAACAAGUUCCCUACCAUGGACGUUGGACAAUAUGAUGUAAGAUACCCUUCACCUUUAUCUUCACUUUCGAACCUCACUAAAUUUGGCAGAUCAACUACGGCCUCAGACCAGACCAAGAGUCCAAGCGCGGUUUGCUGAAGGCAAUUUUUGAUUCAUCCGAUAUGCAACGUGAGUUGAACAAACACAACCCAUUUUGGUUAUGGGAUGGCAACAAGCUUCUUUGGUAGGUCAUUCAUCAUUUGAGAGUCGUUUUCAUGUAAUACUCAAAAGUCAUAGGUCUAUCUGUCAAGUACCCGAGAUUCGGGUUACGGUCGACCUUGAUAAGGCGAAAGGCCGCACACCUCGAGAUGGUCAAAAGCCAGAUACGUACAGAGUUAGAAUUGUCCGAACAAAGCGUGUACGCAUGGACAUGGUCCGCGCCUACAUUGAGGGCAAGAUUGAUUUUGACAAUUCGGUGUAUGAGGGAAUCAGUAAGUUCUAUAUUGGUAUAAAUCUUUUAGAUCACUUUAUUCAUGCUGGCUAGAUUUUCUCGACCACUUGAUGCGUCAGGGUCCGUCAGAGAGAGGUGAUUUAGUAUCUCAAAAGCGCAGCUACUUUUCGAGAACCGGAAACAAUUAUGCGCCCCUUGACAACCUUAUCGGUGCUUCUAAGGGUGUUUAUCAAUCCAUCAGACUUUGCGACGUGAGUAGCCCACCAAUCUCCACCUUACGAGAAGUACGCUCACUUUCAUUUAGCCCAACGGUGGAUCAGGCCUUGGUAUCAAUGUCGAUGUUGCCAAUGGUACCUUCUGGUCUGGUCAAGAACUUAUUCAAGCAGUUAGAAACUAUACGAUGAUGGUCACCAGAGAUCGUUCGCUGGACUAUAAUACGCUUACACAACGCCUUGCACCUGUAGCUUACAAGAACGGAUACACUCAAUCCGCACCCUUCAAGGAGCUUCGAAAGAUGUCAAAGUUGCAGUUCAAACUCAAAUGCCAACCUUUGGGAAGCAAACCCGUCGCCAACCCCGAUCGUAAGCCAGUGUUGUAAACCUCUUCCAAUGUCAAUAGCUAACAUAUACUUUCAGAGGUUAAGCACAAGGUUUUCACCAUCAAGAAUUUCGCAUGGGAUACAAAAUACGGCGCUGCUGGUUGCACGCCCAAGACCAAGACCUUUGAACUGACUGAUAAGCCCUCUGGCAAAAAGCGAAUGAUCUCAGUCUAUGAUUACUUCAAGGAGAAAUAUGGGUUUAUUUGCAAUCAGCCACAUCUUCCCUUGAUCGAGACCACCAGAGAUGGAUUUAUUCCAAUGGAGGCCUGUUUACUCUUGGGAUUCCAGAAGUACCAAUACAAGUUGGACCCAACUCAGGUAAGAAAAGCACCUGUUGUGAAAAGUGAAUUGUAUCUGACCAAACCCUAGACCGCAGCGAUGAUUAAGUUCGCUGUGACCAGACCUAAGCAGCGCUUGGAUUCAAUUAUGAGCGGUGUGAAUAUGCUCAAUUGGGGAACCGAUAGAUACCAUAAGGCUUUUGGACUCGAGAUCGAUAGAAACUUUACAGUGGUGAGUAAACAUUCGUUUCUCUUUUACCCGGUCCGCUCUUUCGAUUGACUAGAAUCAUGGCCAUUAACUUGUAUCAAACAGACCAACGCCAAAUUGCUGCAAAACCCAGAGAUUCAGUUCAAGGGUUCAAAGCAUAACCCAGGCACCUCAGGUCGAUGGGAUCUUCGUGGAAAGAAGCUGUGGAUUCCCAAUCAACAACCACUCAAAUCAUGGGGAUGUUUGGUUCUUGAUGGUUGUAUGGAUGAGGCGUCAUGCAAAAACUUCAUGAAUGUUUUCAUGCAGACCUACAUUGGCCACGGUGGAAUUGUCGCCAACAAGAAUCCAUCGAUCGUGGUUAGUCCCAGGGGUGCAGACGUUUAUGCAAGUGCCAUUCGCUUCCGAAAUACGGUCGGCAACGCAAACCAGCUAUCUCCCCAGAUCAUAUUCAUCAUCAUGAGCCAGCGUGACUCGUUCAUGUACGAGCGUUUGAAGAAGAUCAUGGAAUGUCGCUUCGGUAUGGUCUCGCAAAUGAUUGCAGUUACGCACGCCAAAAAGGCAGCACCUCAGUACUGCUCCAAUGUCAGCAUGAAGGUUAAUGCUAAGCUGGUAAGUUCAUUUAUAUUUCACUGCCUAGACUUUGUUAGACGGAAGGUUUGUUGACACUUUUAGGGCGGUGUUACUUGCAGAGUCAAUACUCCAGCACCAAAGGCUUUCCCUAUCCCAACCAUGAUUAUUGGUAUGUUCACGUCUUAUCUUCUGACCAUACUCCUCUAAUUUUCCUAGGUGCCGAUGUUUCACACGCCUCGCCAGGCUCUGAGCAAGCCUCCAUUGCAGCAAUCACCAUGUCCAUGGAUCCUGACUGCUUGAAAUUUGCAGCCCAUGUGCAGACGAAUGGCCGUCGAGUUGAGAUGAUCAGUGAGGAGAAUAUUAGAGGCGGUUUCAUGAGCUUGUUCAAGUACUGGGUAGAGAAUGCUCGUACUGGACCUCAACACAUCUACUACUUCCGUGAUGGUGUCUCUGAGGGACAGUACCAGGCGGUUCUUAAUGAUGAGGUUUUCCGUAUGAAGCAGGCCCUUGAAGAGGUUUACCAGGAGAAGGCCAAGGCAGUGCGUGAUACAUCUUCUUUUCUCUUCAGCAAUGGUGAUAGUAUUGCUAACAUACGAGUAGAUCAAAUGGACUGUUACCGUUUGCAGCAAGCGUCAUCACAUCCGCUUUUUCCCCAAGGAGGGCGACAGUCAAGCAGGCGAUAGAAAUGGCAAUGCUUUGCCUGGUACGCUUGUGGAGCGUGAUGUUACACAUCCAUUCCACUAUGACUUCUGUAUGUCUUCGUUGCUCAAUCCUGAAGUAUUCCUGCACUAACCAAUGUGUUAGAUUUGUCAUCUCAUUCAGCUAUCCAGGGUACUGCGCGCCCAACUCAUUACAGGUAACCCACAGCAACCAUCUACCCCGUCACCGUAGUCUGUUGCUAACUUUCCUAGCGUUCUUGAGGAUCAAAUGCAAUUGAAGCCAUCCGAUUUCCAGAAUAUGAUCUACAAGCACUGCUACCAAUAUGCUCGCUCAACGACUCCAGUAUCCCUGUACCCAGCUGUAAGUGCUCUUCCACAAAGGCUUUUGAUCAACGCAGGACACUAAACUUAUUAGGUUUACUACGCACACCUUGCAAGUAACCGAGCUCGUGCCCACUUCCCAGAGGAUAUCAGUCUAGGUGCUAAGGGAGGUCAAAAGUUCGUGGAGAAGAAGGAAGAUGAGGUUGUUUUGCGUGCCAUGGGCAAGGGAUCCAAGGGCCCUUCAUCGCGAAGCGGAUCGAACAAGGAGACCACCGAGGCACUACCCUUGAUUCCUCUUGCCAUGGACAGCAAAGACCCUGUGUUCAUCAAGGCAAUCAGAACCAGCAUGUGGUACAUCUGAAAGCCGCUCAUCUUUGGGGAAUUGGUCGCACACUUUCCCACGGAAGCUCUUUCAUUUCUUGUUUGUUUAUUUCAUUGAUUUGUGCCUCGGGGAGCAUGGUGCUCAAAGGUUAUCCAUAAUCCUCGCGAAUUUCGUCCGCGACUAUGGUGAGGGAUGGUGCUUUUGUCUACACCGGGUAUUCUUUCGGGGCAUUAUGACAAAGGGAUCAAUCAAUACGGUGCGUUGAAUAUUCGGUGGGAUCGUGAGAAUAGCGCAUUUAUGAAGGCAACAUGGCGAAAAAAAAAAAAUGCAACGUCAUACACUGG
Molecule: messenger RNA, 3904 nt
Organism: Hymenoscyphus albidus
Lineage: Eukaryota; Fungi; Ascomycota; Leotiomycetes; Helotiales; Helotiaceae
Source: the annotation of a GenBank genome assembly